Messenger RNA from Penicillium oxalicum, 705 nucleotides. Its product is annotated as E2 ubiquitin-conjugating protein UBC8. The coding region runs from base 1 to 705 and encodes 234 amino acids. The record is from RefSeq and is a predicted model, not a curated record. Gene Ontology annotation, cellular component: nucleus. Lineage: Eukaryota; Fungi; Ascomycota; Eurotiomycetes; Eurotiales; Aspergillaceae. The transcript has 6 exons. Gene Ontology annotation, biological process: protein polyubiquitination; ubiquitin-dependent protein catabolic process. Gene Ontology annotation, molecular function: ubiquitin conjugating enzyme activity.
AUGAGCAGCCCUAAGCGCAGAAUUGAAACUGAUGAUGUAUGUUCAGCGCCGCUCGUGUCGGCCCCGUGCGUGGUCCAGCGCCCGACUGGCACCCGCCAUCAAUAUAACCCCGAGAUACUGACCAGCAACAACAGGUUGAUGAGUGACUAUGAGGUAACUCUGGUCAACGACAACAUGUACGGGCGGUUUCCUGCAACAGUACUCGAUCGAUGCGCGACGCUAAUAUCAUACAGGCAAGAGUUCUAUGUUCGGUUCAAGGGUCCUGAAGAGACUCCCUUCGCUGGCGGGCAUUGGAAAAUUCACGUGGAACUGCCCGAUCAGUACCCUUAUAAGAGCCCGAGCAUUGGCUUCGUGAACCGCAUCUUUCACCCAAACAUCGACGAGCUAUCGGGAUCGGUCUGCCUCGACGUGAUCAACCAGACCUGGUCUCCCAUGUACGACAUGAUCAACAUUUUCGAGGUCUUUUUGCCCCAGUUACUUCGCUAUCCCAACCCCUCGGACCCGUUGAAUGGUGAGGCUGCCGCUUUGAUGAUGCGCGAGCCCAAAAGCUAUGAGUCCAAGGUCAAAGAAUACGUUGUCAAAUAUGCUAGCAAAGAGGCCGUCGACGAGGCGGGGGAAGAUACCGAGUCUGAAGACGAGUUGAGUUCCGCUGGGAGCUACGAAUCCGGCGGGGAAGAGCCCGCCGGUGCCAUGGAUGACGUGUGA